GACGCUGCGAGCUUCAGGUCGGACGCGAGUGUUCGUUCAUUGCAAUGUGGCUUAAUUCAUCUGUUCAUAUCUGAACAGCGGAAUCUAUUCUUUUAUUAUUGAAUCGUUCCAUCGACAGACCCGUUGAGCAGGCCAGUGGAGAGCGGCUCUCGUGGUAUGACUACUACAAACAAGGGAAACAAAGCAUUAAAGGUGAAGCGUGAGCCGGGUGAGAAUGGCACGAGUCUUACAGAUGAUGAGCUGGUGUCCAUGUCUGUGCGGGAGUUGAACCAGCACCUGCGCGGUUUGACCAAAGAUGAAAUCCUGCAGCUGAAGCAGCGGAGGCGCACGCUCAAGAACCGCGGCUACGCUGCUAGCUGCCGCGUCAAACGUGUCACACAGAAGGAGGAGCUGGAGAAGCAGAAGGUGGAACUUCAGCAGGAGGUGGAGAAGCUCGCUUCCGAGAAUGCCAGCAUGAAAGUGGAGCUGGACGUGCUGCGCUCCAAAUACGAGGCCCUGCAGAGCUUUGCCAGGACUGUGGCCCGCAGCCCUGUGGUCGCAGCAAGGGGCCCCAUCACGUCUGUCAUAGGGCCCCUUAUACCCGGCAAGGUGGCUGCCACCAGCGUCAUCACCAUUGUCAAAUCCAAAACAUAA
This is a messenger RNA of Xyrauchen texanus (razorback sucker), 633 nucleotides long. RefSeq names its product transcription factor MafG. Gene Ontology annotation, cellular component: nucleus. Bases 157 to 633 code for a protein of 158 amino acids. Lineage: Eukaryota; Metazoa; Chordata; Actinopteri; Cypriniformes; Catostomidae. The record is from RefSeq and is a predicted model, not a curated record. Gene Ontology annotation, biological process: regulation of epidermal cell differentiation; regulation of transcription by RNA polymerase II. Gene Ontology annotation, molecular function: RNA polymerase II cis-regulatory region sequence-specific DNA binding; DNA-binding transcription factor activity, RNA polymerase II-specific. The transcript is spliced from 3 exons.